Messenger RNA from Portunus trituberculatus (swimming crab), 3431 nucleotides. RefSeq names its product NPC1-like intracellular cholesterol transporter 1. The coding region runs from base 171 to 3026 and encodes 951 amino acids. The transcript has 4 exons. Gene Ontology annotation, cellular component: membrane. NCBI's taxonomy places the organism in Eukaryota, Metazoa, Arthropoda, Malacostraca, Decapoda, Portunidae. The record is from RefSeq and is a predicted model, not a curated record.
CGGUCCUUGCUUCGCACACACACACACACACACACAGCCGACAUCGGACAUAUAUACAUAAACAAAGGGUGGCCAUGGGCAGUACAUUAUACUUGGACUAGCAGCAUACUCAACCCCACUCUUCAAUGUAACUACAGUAACAUCUGUAAUGGUGUGAUGAAAGAGGAAUCAUGAAAGGUGAAACAGAGAGAAGAGGCAGCAGCCACCCAAGAAGUGUGCUGCAUAGGAUCAGCUUGAGUGUUGUGACUGUGCUGGAACAAGCUUUCUACAGAUAUGGAUGUGCCAUUGCACAACGCCCAGCUACAUUUAUUGUCUUAUGUUUGGUUCUAACUGGUAUUUUCUCUGUUGGGUUGAUGAAAUUUACACUGGAAGAAAGACCCUUUAAGCUGUGGAUUCCACAAGAUUCUAAUUUUAUACAUGUAAUGGAAUGGCAGAAGGAAAAUUUUCCUGCUGAGUUCCGUGCCCAUGUUGCUCUUUAUGAAGCUGAGAAUGUUCUCGAUAAAACUGUUUUGUUAGAGAUGCUCAGAGUGCAUGAAGCAGUUAACAAUGCCACUACACCUGAGGCCUCAUGGGCCUCUACUUGUGCCAAAUUGCCUUCUAUCCCAGAUUCUAUAUUUAGUCGUAAAAGAAGAAGUGCAAAUCAUACUGAUAGAAUAGAGAAAGACCUACAGAAGCAGAGGUUUAAAAGAGAUGAGAAUGAGGAAGGAACUGACUGGAGUUUAGUAUUUCCAAGAGUGAUGUAUUGUAACUAUUUAGAAAAUAUCGCUCAGGAAUGUAUGGAACACAGCAUUCUGGAAGUCUGGGGUUACAACAGGGAUUUUAUUAACAGUCUGGAACCAGAGGAGAUUAUAGAAGACAUAAACACUAUAGAAAAGAGUGCAGUUUUUGGGUUUCCAACUAAUUUCACUGAGAUGCUCGGAGGUAUAGAGAGAGACAGCAGAGGAAGAGUCAUAAGAGCAGGAGCCACAAGACAGUUGUGGGUGACUCGCAUUAAUCGCACAGCUGUCAGCAUCGGUGACUUUGUUGAUGACACAGGCACUGGCAUGGAGGUAGAUACUGCUGGCUUUGAUUGGGAGAAAGAAUUCAUCAAGACAGUUUUAAGUGAAACAGAGAGACCAGAUAAUGUAUCUCUAUAUCUUAUGGCAUCCUCAAGCUUUGGAAUGAUCAGUGGGGAUACCAUCCUAGGAGAUGCUCAGUACUUUGCUGUUGGCUUCAUGGUGGUGUUCUUGUAUGUGCAAGUGAUGCUGGGAAGGUUCAACUUGGUUGAACAGCGACCCAUACUCUCGUUGAUGGGACUGAUGUGUGUUGGGAUGUCAAUCUUUGUGUCAUAUGGGAUAUGCUCUUUCUUUGAAGUACCAUUUGGUCCAGUUAACAAUGUUUUACCAUUUUUGCUGUUGGGACUUGGCAUUGAUGACAUGUUUGUCAUUAUGCAAGCUUGGAAUACACUCACACCUCAAGAGAAAACAUUGAGAUUAACAGAAAGGAUUGGGAAAGCACUGAAACAUGCUGGUGUUUCUAUUACUGUAACAUCACUUACAGACUUUGCUGCCUUUGCCAUAGGGAGUGGUACUGUCCUGCCAGCACUGAGAUCUUUCUGCCUAUAUGCAGCAGUUGGCAUUGCUGCAGUCUAUUUCUUCCAGGCCACAUUUUUUGUGGCGUGGUUCAGCCUGGACCAGCGGCGCUUGGAAAACAAUCGACAGGGCAUACUCUGGUGCUGGAAAGUUCAAAACUGGAUGCCAAAUCAGUGUAGUCAGAAAGAAUUGUGCCAAUUAUUUUUCAAUGAUAUUUAUGCUAAAUAUUUACUUAGAUUACCUGUAAAAAUUGUGAUUUUAUUGUCAACUGCUGUUCUCUUGAGCGUGUCUGCAUGGGGCCUGUCAAAUCUUCGGCAGGAUUUCAAUCCUAUCUGGUUCCUUCCUCAGAGUUCUUAUCUUUUUAAGUUUUUCAUGAAGAAUGAAGAGUAUUUUCCAAAUGUUGGGGAGGAAGGGACUCUUUAUUUUGGAAUAAUGAAUAUGACUGCUGAGCUGCCAAAUAUUGAAGCUUUGAUAAAGAAGUUGAAUGAGAGUGAGUAUGUCAGUGAGAUUGAUAGCUGGUAUUUGAAAUACAAGAAAUAUUGGGAAAAACAAGACUACAUUGUACCAGACCCUGAAGAAACAGAGGAAGAUUUCUUAGAUCAGUUGGGCAUGUUCCUUUAUUCCCCAAGUGGUUCCCAAUAUAGGGUAAAAAACUUUUUUUUUGAAAGCCCCUUCAGCUGCACAGAGCCAGCAACACAAGUCUUAGCUUCCAGCAUAGAGUACAAACACCAGGUGAUGUCAGACCCACGGGAGCAGAUUAGGGCCAUGGAUGAUGUCAAGAGCAUAGUGAGGAAUUCUAACAUCAGUGGGUAUGUGCAACCCUUUGCCAGAGCCUAUAGUGGCUGGGAAACCAAUAAGAUAAUUGAAAAAGAGCUAUACCAGAACAUGGGGUUAGCUAUGCUGGUAGUGCUGUUGGUGACACUAGUGCUGAUUGCCAAUGUGGUGGCCAGCAUUAUGGUGUUGGUGUGUGUCAUCUUCACCUUGGUGGAUGUAGCAGCCCUUAUGCACUGGUGGGGCCUGACCAUAGAUACUGUGUCCUGUAUUGAUCUGGUGUUGGCUAUUGGCUUGUGUGUGGACUAUGCAGCCCAUGUUGCCCACACCUUCAUGACCAAGACUGGGAGCAGGGACCAGCGGGUGAGGCAGGCUGUGCAGACCAUUGGCCCAGCUGUUCUCAAUGGAGGCUUCAGCACCUUCCUGGCCUUCAUCUUCCUUGCCAACUCUGACUCGCAUGUCUUCAUCACAUUCUUCAAGAUAUUUUUUGCUGUGGUGUUGUAUGGCUUGUUCCACGGCCUGGUGUUCCUUCCGGUACUGCUGUCACUAGUCGGGCCAGCUGCCUACCCCAAUGCUGGCUCCAGCCUUCAGCACAGUCCUCAUGAGGUUGACGAAUUAUGCUCUCACCCUCCACAACUUUCCAAUCACAUCUAUCAAGAGGUUGUUGAGGAGAAGCGUCUUUAAGACCAAGGGAACUCAUCUUUAGGUGUAAGAGAACCAAGCAGUGGCGGUGAGUCUUAGUUAACCGGUGACAAGGUGCAAUAGUUUGAAUCCAUUCAUUCUUAAGUAAAAUAAUAUUUUAUGUAGAUUUGUAAAUAUUGGGUUUUAGAACAUAUCUGCAGUUUUAUAAGUAUGUAUUAGAUAUGUAUUACAUACUAUGUAUUAGGAAAGGUACUAUAUUUGUGUAUUUUUGUAAGCAUUAGUAAUGCUUCAUUUUAAUGUCAUGUAAAUCUCUAAGUAAAUCGGAGUUGACCUGAGCUUGCUCCUGAUUCAGCCAUAUUUGCAAGGAAAGUAAUCAAAGCUAAAGAAUGUAUUAUUUUUACAUAAAAAGAUCAAGAAUUUUUCCUUUCAAGAAUUAUAAGAAUUACA